CUCGGCGACAUCCAGUCGGUAGAGACUAAUCUGCACAACAACUUUUAGACUCAUUACGAUUUUCCAAACGUUAUACCAUGGCUUCCCCAAGUUCGUUCCGCCAGAUGCUGGGCGUUCCGCCGUCUACGGCAUCCGUGAAAGACAGCACCUUGAUCAUCAUCGACGCACAGAACGAGUACGCCGAGGGCAAACUUCAGGUGUCAAAUGUCUCCACCUCGCGAAAGGUGAUUGCUUCACUCCUUGAAAAGUAUCGACAGGGCGGCGGAAAUGUAGUUCACGUUGUUCACGCGACACCCGACGGAGCACCAGUGUUCACCCCCAACACGAAAUUGGCUGAGGAGUUUGAGGAGCUCACUCCUCAAGCAGGCGAGAAAGUCGUCGUGAAGAAUUAUCCCAGCUCGUUUGCAAGCACCGAUCUCGAGCAGCAUCUCCAGUCCAUCUCAUCCAAGAAGAUUGUGUUGACGGGAUACAUGGCACAUGUUUGUGUGUCUACCACUGCUCGACAUGGUGCACAGCUCGGGUACGAUGUCAUUUUGGUUGAGGAUGCCAUUGGCGACAGAGAUGUCCCAGGCGCGAGCGCGGAGCAACUUGUCAAGGUUGUUAUGGCAGAGAUUGGUGAUGCAUUUGGAACCAUCAUUCAGAGCAAGGAUAUUGUUUAGAUACAACAUCAUAAUCACUGAAAUACAGAGCUCGUCUUCUUGA
Molecule: messenger RNA, 702 nt
Organism: Ilyonectria robusta
Lineage: Eukaryota; Fungi; Ascomycota; Sordariomycetes; Hypocreales; Nectriaceae
Product: isochorismatase
Exons: 2
Coding region: 78-659 (193 amino acids)
Source: RefSeq, a predicted model, not a curated record